AUGACUCUUAACUCAGAUUACAGUCGAAAAUUGAGGCAUUACUUGUUUUUCAAAUAUUCUAAAGCUUCUUAUAAUUCGAAUUCUCAGAGUAUUUGCUACAUGAUUUCUGAUUACUUGACAAUACGAAUUCCAUUUACUGGAGCUAUAACUUCUUGGUGUGCAUCUCAACAACCAAAUCAUCUCUUGAAAGUCUUAUUUUUCUUUUCAACAUACUUUACUUACACUGGAUGGAUAUUUACAUUUCUUUUGACUACAUUGCGGCUAGUCUCAUUAUACUACCCAUUUCAACAGGACGAGCUUUGCGCUCGGAUAACAAAGUUCUCACUUCCAUUCAUCUACAUCUGGCCACUGUUCUUCACAUUUACCCUAUUUCCAGCUCUUGGCUUCUGUCGACAAAUUCUAGGUCCUUAUCAGUUUGGUGCCAUUUAUUUUUGGUUUAGUGGAAAUUUGUUUGAUAUAAAAUUAAUAUAAGGUCUUAUUGGAAAUUUAUUAUUUUGGUUCAUCCUUUGCACUACUUCAACUUUGUUGCUCUUUAUAAAACUGGAAAAAAAUGAAAAACCAACGAAAUAGUGCUCCCGUUCAAAAAGCUGAGCUAUCGCUUUCUCUAACGACUUUAUCAAUGCUGUUUUCAUUUAUUUUUCAUUUUGUCGGAGGGCUAAUAUUUAUAAUCAAACAGAAAAUGUUUAAAUAUUUAUUUUGUAAAUUUUAG
Messenger RNA from Caenorhabditis elegans, 709 nucleotides. Lineage: Eukaryota; Metazoa; Nematoda; Chromadorea; Rhabditida; Rhabditidae. The record is from the annotation of a RefSeq genome assembly.